CCUGGUGGGCGGCCCCUGCUCUUGCCAGCCUCCCAGUGCUCGUGGCAUUGGUGGAAACGUCUUUAGGCUUUCACUGUUCAUGUUUGGAGCAGCCCAGGGAAAAGCAGGUGUGCAAAGAACUGAAAUGGAUCUCAUGAUGCCGUCACCGGGGGCUGCAGCUGGACACACCUGAGCAGGCAGUAGCAGGGUGGGAGAAGGCUCGGACAUCAUACCGCUGGCAGUUCAAAUGCCCACCCCACAGACCUGCCCUGAUCCUGGGCAUGUUGUUUUGCCUCCUGGGGCCGAGGUCUUCUCUUUUGUACAACUGGGAUCAUCACAUUUAUCUGGUGAGUGAAGGGACACCUGCAGAGAAGGGAGGUAAGCGCUCAGCAUGCGCUGAAACUCAGCCACCUUCCCGCCUGCGUCUUCCAUGUACCAGGUGCCUCCAGCUCCACCAGCCAUCACCACACCCCAGCCCCUUUCCUCUGCCACUCCAGACACGCAGGCAGACGUGUGGGUGCCAAGGGUGAGAGGCUCCCAGUCUGCUGGGGAAGGGGGUCCCGGCAGCAAACAAUUCCUGUCCCCGGCUGAUGCUGCUAGAAGUGAGAGCAGGGGCUGUGACCUGCAGCCAAUGGGGAAGCAGUUCGAGGGUCUCACAGUUGGGAGGCCGAGUGAGCUAAGCUUUAGGGAAGCCACAGGGAGGAGCUGACGUUAGAGAUGGACCAGAGAGGAGGCGUCUCCUGGGCUUCUGCAGGGGACCCACAGAGGCUCUCGCUGGGUGAAUGAUGGGCAGCCUGCCUUUCACCUGCCCUGGGUGUUUGGCCCUCUCUAGGGCUGGGAACAUGAGGCUCCUGCCCUUCACCCCAGCCUCCCUACCACCCCUCACCAAAAAACCUACCUUUGGUAAACACAUUAUUAAGGGAUUCUCGGAAUAUUUUAGAAAAGUUUGUGUGAACAUGCUUGUGGUCGUUUUAAAAGUGUUUCAGAAGUGAGAGGCUAAACCAAGGCCCGAAGUCACUCAUGGAAAUCCCAUGACCCCUCUGCACAGUUACCAGUGUCUCCUGGACGGGGCCCCUGCUGGAAAGGGGCUGAGACAGGGUGAAGCCCACCAGGGGUUGGAGUGGGGAGGCUUGGGUCCCGUCUCCAGCUCUUCUUCUGGUUGUGUGGCCUGGACCAGUCUCAGUGCCAGGUUCCUCAUCUGGCGGCCACCCUGCUCGGCUGUUCCAGCUUUGCUUCUGAGCGGAAGGUCAGGGGCUGCCAGGGAGGAGCUUCGUGGGGAAAGCAAAGGGGAAGCUGUCAGCGCCGGCCGUCCCCUCCUGUGAACUAAAGAGUCGCCGCGGACAAGCAGGCCCCCAGAUGGAGAACCAGCCUGUGAGGUGGCGGGCCCUGCCGGGCCUCCCACGCCCUCCUGGGCUCCCCGCAGCCCCCUGGCUCCUCCUUGGCCUGCUGCUGCUGCCCGGGACCCUGCGACUGGCAGGAGGACAGUCAGUGACCCACACCGGCCUGCCCAUCAUGGCCUCCCUGGCCAACACAGCUGUCUCCUUCAGCUGCAGGAUCACCUAUCCAUACACUCCCCAAUUCAAGGUUUUCACAGUCAGCUACUUUCAUGAAGAUCUCCAGGGACAGAGGAGCCCUAAGAAGCCAACAAACUGCCACCCUGGACUGGGCACAGAGAACCAGAGCCACACCCUGGACUGCCAGGUCACCCUUGUGCUGCCGGGAGCAUCGGCCACUGGCACCUACUACUGCUCUGUCCACUGGCCACACUCCACGGUGAGAGACAGCGGCACCUUCAUCCUGGUCAGAGACGCAGGGUACCGAGAGCCCCCGCAGAGUCCACAGAAGCUCCUGCUCUUUGGCUUCACCGGCCUCCUGAGUGUCCUGAGUGUAGUGGGCACGGCCCUGCUGCUCUGGAAGAAGAAGCGGAUGCGGGGUCCAGGGAAGGACCCCACUAGGAAGUGCCCAGAUCCAAGAUCUGCCAGCAGCCCCAAGCAGCAUCCUUCAGAAUCCGUCUACACAGCUCUGCAGCGCCGCGAGACCGAGGUCUAUGCCUGCAUCGAGAAUGAGGAUGGCAGCUCACCCACCGCCAAGCAGAGCCCCCUCUCCCAGGAGAGACCGCAUAGAUUCGAAGAUGAUGGCGAACUUAACGUGGUCUAUGAAAAUCUCUAGGAUGGGCUCCACCGCUCAUAGAGCUUGCCCUGGGUCAGAGGACCGGGGCAGCCCCUGCCACCAAAGGCCUUGACCUGAGUUGGGAGUAAGGCCCCCAGGGACACCCCAUCAUUUCACCCUCACAUUCAAGGCCCUUCCUGUCUUGGCCGGCCCCACUGCCCCCCCAUUCUAUACCCCAACUGCCAAGGCUUUCCCAUCUUGGGGCCUUUGCCCAGGCUGUUCCUUCUGCCAGGCAGGCCCUUCCUCCCUUGGCCCAACCAGCAAAGCGCCCCUCAGUCUUCAAGGGCUUUCCUGGAUGCCACCCUUGCCCAGAGCCCUGCUCACUGCCUCAUGCUGACAGAGCAGCAUGCUCUCUUGGCUCUCUUGGCACCAGCCUGCACCUCAGCCAGCAGGGCAGCCUCUGAGCUGAGGGAGGACCCUGCAGGGGUGCCUAGCAGUGCUGUGUGGGGAGCCGAGGUAUGGAGGAGCUGGGGAGCAGCUAUGCAAAUCCCUACCUACCCAGCUGGGCCAGAGGCACGAGGCAGCCAGGCAGCGUGGGAGCAGGGGCUGGCGUGGGAGGUCUGGGGGACAGACAAGGAUGAUGGACCCCUCAGAGGCAAGACUAGGAUCAGGGACAGAUCUGGAGGCCCAGGACAUGGCUGAGAGGUGGUCAGCAGGCUGGGGGCAUGGAGCAGAGAGGGCUUGGGUACAAGCUGGAGAGGAAGGAGAUUCUGGCAUGUUGGGGUGAGGGCAGAGGGACAGAUGAGGGGAGGAGGGUGCUGGCUAAACAGGAACUGAAUGAAUGGCCUGAAGCUCCCUCUCCCAAGGGUUCCCACUCCCAUUGGCCUGGCCCUGUACAUGCACUGUGUCAUCUCCUUGGUCACCCUCUGCUCCAGGCCUUCUCCACCACAGGACCUCAGCUGUCCCUCCUUCUACCCAAGGUGGAGUCCCCCAAAGUCCCUUCUGUCUGGCCUAUCCUGUGCCCACCACCUGUGGCUUCAUCCAGCCCUCCUCCUCUAUCUUUAUCUGCCAUAGGCCCCAGCCCUGGCCCCCUGUGGAUUGAGGUCCCAAGUGGUCCAGCUGUGGGGUUUGGUGCUGGGACCCUCAAUGGCAGCCGGAAGGUCCCUCUGAGGCAGAAGCUCAAGCCCCAUGGGGACAGUGGCUCCCCAGUGCCUGGCCCUGAGCCAUUUCUGCUGUUUCAAGUGCCCACAUCACCCUCAUUUCCUCCUCACAGCAGCCCUGCACCGUGGUCAGAAACCCAUCCACAGGCAGGCAGUGGCUGGGGUCCGGGUGCCCCGGGCUGUUGGGCUCUGCUUCCUCCCUCUGCUCCCCCAUGUCUCCCUGAGUUCUCCCACCUUUGCUCAUUUGUAAAAUGGGCAGGUCAAUCUUCCCACCCCACCGUGUGGGCUGCCCCAACCCCAAAUGUGCCCAGGGAGGGUGGGGAACCCAAGGCACAGGCCCCGCCCCUGCCCCCAAGCAGCACUGGGCUACUGGCUCGCAGAGGCACCUUUGGUUCUGCAGGUCAUGCCCCUCCCUGCAGGGAAGGGAAAGCUGGUGGUAGAGGCUGGGCACAGACUGACGUCCAGAAGAAGUCCCUUGGCCCUGCUAGGGUGGCACCAGACUUCUCUGGUCCCACAGGACAGCCAGUGGCCUCCCAACUUGGUUCUGGGCCCCCGCCUGCAAGCACACAUGGCAAGGAGGGCUUUAGCAGGCUCACAUAACCGAGUGGCAAGGCCCCUGCUCCCAGAGGCUGGAUUUGAAUGAACUCCGGGCCUGUUUGGGGAGGUGAAGCUGCCAGGUGUGCACAGGGGCCUCCCAGGCUCCUGGCUCCACCAGCCAAGGAGGUGGGAACAAGGGUCAGGGCAAUGGGGGACAAUGCCGCUCAGGGUGCAGUGAGCUCCCCUGGGAAAACCGAAGCCAGCAAGACCAGGAGAGGGCCACCUCACUGGGCCUGCCUCCCCCACCUCCUGGGCCUCUCUGACCUCAGCUCCUAGACCCUGGACCCUUGGCUGGGACUCAGCAUUUUCCAGUCUUUUUCAGGGGUAGACAGGGGAGCCUGGGUUAAACUUUACCACUGUGCCCUGGCCCAGGCAUCACCAACACGGACUCCCUGCAGCUGCCCUGCCGCCGACAGACCCCAAUUAAACCCACACCUGGCCUUGGCCUCCCCUGCUGCAUACCUUGCAUGGUUUUUGCCUCACUUGGAAUAAAAUUCCAACUCCUC
Molecule: messenger RNA, 4351 nt
Organism: Pan troglodytes (chimpanzee)
Lineage: Eukaryota; Metazoa; Chordata; Mammalia; Primates; Hominidae
Gene: NFAM1
Product: NFAT activating protein with ITAM motif 1
Exons: 6
Coding region: 1336-2148 (270 amino acids)
Biological process (GO): positive regulation of B cell receptor signaling pathway; B cell receptor signaling pathway; regulation of B cell differentiation
Cellular component (GO): membrane raft
Molecular function (GO): transmembrane signaling receptor activity
Source: RefSeq, a predicted model, not a curated record